Molecule: messenger RNA, 1339 nt
Organism: Sinocyclocheilus grahami
Lineage: Eukaryota; Metazoa; Chordata; Actinopteri; Cypriniformes; Cyprinidae
Product: ephrin type-A receptor 7
Exons: 10
Coding region: 1-1257 (418 amino acids)
Biological process (GO): protein phosphorylation; axon guidance; ephrin receptor signaling pathway
Cellular component (GO): dendrite; plasma membrane
Molecular function (GO): ATP binding; transmembrane-ephrin receptor activity; protein binding
Source: RefSeq, a predicted model, not a curated record
AUGGCUUUUUGGAGUUUUUUUGCCCAUUUCAUCAUUAAAAUCCCAACCAGAAGGACCUACAUUGACCCAGAAACCUGUGAAGAUUUGCUCCAGGCUGUUCAUGCCUUUGCCAAAGAGCUGGACAUCGCUAGCAUCAAGAUCGAGAGGAUAGUCCAUACAGGAGACUUUGGGGAAGUGUGUCGAGGUUGCCUGAAGCUUCCCAGUAAACGCGAGUUGCCUGUGGCCAUAAAGACCCUUCGUGCGGGCUGCUCGGAAAAACAGAGACGCUCAUUCCUCAGCGAGGCGGGAAUUCUGGGACAGUUCGAUCAUGCCAACAUUGUGCGUCUGGAGGGAGUCAUCACCAGAGGCAACACUAUGAUGAUCGUGGUGGAGAGCAUGGCCAACGGAGCCCUGGACUCUUUCCUGCGGAAACACGAAGGUCAGUUGACUGUUCUUCAGCUGGUGGAUUUGCUGAGCGGAGUGGCGUCAGGGAUGAAGUAUCUGACAGAGAUGGGUUUUAUCCAUCGCCGACUGGCCGCUCAUAAAGUCCUGGUGAACAGCAGCCUGGUCUGCAAAGUGUCAGGCUUCAGACCUCUUCAGGACGACAAGAUAGAGGCAGUCUACAGCACACUACACGGAGGGAAGAGUUUGGUGUUGUGGACAGCCCCAGAAGCCAUUCAGUACCAUCGUUACAGCUCAGCUUCUGAUGUGUGGAGCUUCGGUAUCGUCAUGUGGGAAGUCAUGUCCUUCGGGGAGAGACCAUAUUGGGACAUGGGCAACCAAGACGAUGGGAUUUUCCUGUGUGAAGUAAUAAAAGCUAUAGAGGAUGGGUUCCGGUUACCUGCUCCCGUGAACUGCCCGGCAUCUCUGCACCAGCUCAUGCUGGAUUGCUGGCAGAAGGAGAGGACAGAGAGACCCACCUUCACCCUGAUCCACAGCGCUCUAAGCAAGACCAUGAGGAGCCCGGACAACAUCGGGUCCUCCACCCUGGGACGCAGGACCCUGGGCUCAUCUGUAUCACUAGCAGAACGAACGCUUCCCUCCUUCCCUUCAUUUAGUUCAGUUGGAGAGUGGUUAGAAGCUGUAGACAUGGGCCGCUACAAAGACAACUUCACUGCUGCUGGAUACUGUUACCUGGAGUCAGUGGCUCGCAUGACCGUUCAGGAUGUGCUGAGUCUCGGCAUCACCUCCCUGGAGCACCAGAAACAGAUCCUGUCCGCCAUCCAGACUCUCAGAGCGCAGGUUAUCCAGAUGCACGGCCGCGGAGUGCAAGUCUGACAGACCCACAGCAGUGCGCUGGCUUACCGAGGAAAGACAUAUGGAUGUCUGUUCUCAUAAUUACCCAGCAGGCCAUUCAACG